Messenger RNA from Punica granatum (pomegranate), 1882 nucleotides. NCBI's taxonomy places the organism in Eukaryota, Viridiplantae, Streptophyta, Magnoliopsida, Myrtales, Lythraceae. The record is from RefSeq and is a predicted model, not a curated record.
UAAUCAUCAUCAUCAUGUGGAGAGAGAGAAGAGAGAGAGAGGGAGGGAGAGAGAGAGAGAGAGAGAGAGAGAGAGAGAGAGGAGUAUAUCAGAAGUCUCAGAGCUUCAAAUGCUUCGCCGAUUCCGAUAAAUGCAUGACACGAGAAGAAGAAGAUGAAGACGAAGAAGAAAUCAAAAGAAAAUCUCUGAUGGCCUAAUAGCUUUAGCUGAGGGAUACUGAGAGAGCAAGAACUAAUGGGUCCUUCUGGGUCGACUCCAGCUUUGCUGCAUUUGGGCUGAGCUUUUCACGGGGGAGAGAGUGAGACCCAGGAACAUAUUGCAAAUUUACUCAGAAAUGGUUCGGGACUCUGAAGAUGCAAAUUUACCCGACCCCCUUGCGAACCCUCUAUGAUUGAUACUUUGAGCUCUGAUGGCUGAUUCUUCCUCCGAGUUCUACUUCCAUUCUGAUAUUUUUGGCCUGAGACACAUCAGCAGUUCAUUACCGAGCAUCCCAAGUCCGUUUGUCGGUUUAAGUACAAAAGGUCCCUCGGAUUCUGACUCAGUUCGGAGCCCGACUUCUCCUCUUGACUUCAAGCUCUUUUCCAACCUCAGCAACUCAUUCAAUCACAAGUCACCAAGAUCAAACGGGCCUCACAAGAAGUGGGACUGCUCUGAAGUUGGCCUUGGCAUCGUUAACUCGAUAGCCAACGAAGUCAACUCUAGUGAUGAUACUCCCGUUUUGCAGCAUAAGCAUAUUAUCUUUGGACGCCAGGUGAAGAACAUUGGGGAUUUUGAUCUGAAUUACCAAUGCUCACGGUUUCAUCCCGUUAAAUCUAAUUCCUUGCCCAGAAACUACACUGUCUUGCCUCAAAGAAAGGUCAGGUCGCCAGAGCCUGUUUUGUGUAGCACAAAUGUCUCUUUUCGGAACGGAGAAUUCCCUUUAAAACCGGAACUGUUGAGAAGCCGUUCCCUAGAUACUGGUAAAUCUUUCUCCUCCAUUGAAAAGCCAAGUUCCAAUUGCUUGCAUUCAGAAAAGUUAGCUACAAGGACAAUUUCGGAGAAACCUUUGGAAGUUAAGGAGAGUUCUCUUCCAAUUCCUGUUGGCAGUAGCAACGGAAGUUUGGGCUCUCUUUCUGCAGGAGAAAUAGAAUUGUCUGAGGACUAUACAUGCAUCAUAUCCUAUGGUCCAAACUCGAAAACAACCCAUAUCUUUGGCGACUGCAUUUUGGAGUAUUUCACAAGCAGCAAUUCGUCUGAUUUGAAAAAGGAAGAACAGGGAACAGAAACGACUACAGUACUGGAGUCCAGCAGGAAAGCAGACUCUCACCCUUCUGAGGAACCGUCGAGGUUCUGUUACUUGUGCAACAGAGAACUCAGGGGAAGAGAGGAAGUUUACACCGAUGGAUUCGAGAAAGCAUUCUGCAGCAGUGAAUGCCAGUCCAAGACCACAGAGCAAAUUGAUAAGCAUUCCUCGGAAAAUUCGUCAGAAUUGAUCGACCAUGAAAAUCUCUUCUUAAUGGGUACUCCAUUUGCAACUUAAUAAGUCACAAUAACUGCUCCCCACCAGCUCCUACUGCAAUGACUCUUCCAUGCCCUCGCCGAAAUAAAGUACGGGUAGGAGAAGAGCUGUUUCUUUGCGUUAGUUGCAGCCAUGGCGAGCGAGGGUAUAGAGUUUCUUUCCAUAGCGGGGACUUAAGUUAUAUCUGCCGGUGCUAUUGCGAGUCGAUGGGUAGAAGUGGCCGAAAGCCCUCACUCACCAAAAUGGUUUCUUUUUCUGAUGUUUCAUCUCUUUUUCCCGGCCAUUUGCCCGAUAUGAGGUCAUGUUGAGGUUUCUGAAUAUAUUCAAGAUCUUGUGGACGCUGCCAGUACUCUUUCCAUGGAUAAAAGAAUUCUCUUCUGCUGA